AUGGGCCAGUACGAGAAGGAUAAGAAGGAGCUGCUCGAGAAGAUCGAACAACUAGAACACAAGCUGAAAAAAGCUAAGCAGAGCGGCGACAAGGACGACGUCGACAAGUACUCGCGCAAGCUCGCCGAUAGGCGCGCGAAACUCGCGUCGGACGGGUGCCGCCUGACGUCGGUCAUGGACUGUCGGCGCCGGCGUCGCGGGGCCUUCGCAUCGCGGCGAUCGCCGCGAGACCGAUCUUUCGCGCAGGCUGCCAUUCCGGUACCGGUUUGGACCUACCGUUCACCUACGUGCAGGGGCGCGGCUGGUCCGUCGACAGCCUCCCGGCCUUCUCGCCCGGCGACGUCCAGAUGUUCAGUGGUUGUAGAGAUGAUCAGACGUCGGCGGAUGUAGUGGCGGGCGGGCAGGCCGGCGGCGCGAUGACGAACGCGUUCCUCGCCGUGCUCGACAACGCGCGGCACGACCUCAAGUACCACGAGCUCAUGGACGCCUUGCACCGCGAACUCCGCCGCAAGCGCAUGAGCCAGAAGCCCCAGCUCUCGUCGUCGCAACGCUUCGACCUGCGGGACCGCGUCUUCUGCCUCACCGACGGCUUCGUGCCGAACGGCAACGCGAACCUCGGCCGGCCGCCGCGCCAGCCGGGCCACCGCCCGCACCGCAAGCACGGGCAGGCCAUGGGCGGCAUGAACCUCGAGGACUUCCUCGCCGGCGGCGGCGGCGGCAUGGCCAUGGCGGCGAUGGGCGGGCUCCUGCUCUCCAUGGCGUUAGGGGACCACUAG
Messenger RNA from Pelagomonas calceolata, 776 nucleotides. NCBI's taxonomy places the organism in Eukaryota, Pelagophyceae, Pelagomonadales, Pelagomonadaceae. The record is from the annotation of a GenBank genome assembly.